AUGAAUCGGAAAUUGGUAAACGAUAGUAGUGAUGACAAUGAUCAUACAUCAUCAUCGUCAUCGUCAUCGUCAUCACCAUCAACAACAGAAGCAGAUAGUAUUAGAAUGUGCAUAGAAAAGUCUAAUAAGAGGAGUAGGAGGCGGCGGUAUUGGCGCUUGACAUUGUUGUUCUCAGCAUUGCUGUUGGGUGUGCUGAUAUACUUCCAGCCCAAUGUUAUAGUUCGAGCCAUAUCCAAUCACUUUCAAGGCGAGGUCGUGUUCUAUGUGGACGGUCGCGACGAGGUGGCACGACGCAAGUUGGUCACGCUCACUAUAGACGACGCACCAUCACCCGACACCAUGGACAUUCUCGAUAUUCUAGCCGAGUACGACGUCAAGGCCACAUUCUUCCUGAUUGGAAAGCAUGUGAUGCGCAAGCGUAGCAACCAGAACAUCCUGGACAGGAUGCUGGAUCAAGGCCAUGAGCUUGGCAAUCACAUGUGGCAAGACGAGCCAUCCAUCACUCUCGAGUCCAAAGAGUUUGAGCGACAGCUAAUACAUGUCGACCAAAUAAUCAACAGGACAUAUACUCGUUAUUAUGAACGAUACAAUCAAUCAAUAUCAUCAACAUCAACAUCAACAUCAACGACAUCAUCACAACAACAUCAAGACAAUGACAACAACAAUAAUAUAUUAUAUACACAAGGUAACUCAUUCAAUGUGAGAAGGAGGAAGCUAUUUAGACCUGGAUCAGGGUUCUUCAAUCGACAUAUGUUGGACACUAUUGGAAAGCAUGGAUAUCAACUGUGUCUGGGCAAUGUGUAUCCGCAUGACCCAUUCAUCCGCCUGCCAUCGGUGAACUCGUGGUACGUGACGGCUACCAUCUCGCCGGGCUCCGUAAUCAUUCUUCACGACCGCACCUAUACAAUGCCUGCGCUACGCACCAUGCUUCCACAGCUAAUUGCCGAGGGCUACCAGUUCGUCACUCUUUCACAACUGCUAGACAUUGAUGAGCAGAUCGAGAAGCGACAGCAACAGCAACAACAUCAACAUCAUCAUCGGACAAGCGAAUAA
Messenger RNA from Acytostelium subglobosum LB1, 1053 nucleotides. RefSeq lists its product as hypothetical. The record is from RefSeq and is a predicted model, not a curated record. Gene Ontology annotation, biological process: carbohydrate metabolic process. Gene Ontology annotation, cellular component: membrane. Lineage: Eukaryota; Evosea; Eumycetozoa; Acytosteliales; Acytosteliaceae. Gene Ontology annotation, molecular function: hydrolase activity, acting on carbon-nitrogen (but not peptide) bonds. The transcript has a single exon. The coding region runs from base 1 to 1053 and encodes 350 amino acids.